Messenger RNA from Aspergillus piperis CBS 112811, 616 nucleotides. Its product is annotated as transcription initiation factor IIA subunit gamma. Gene Ontology annotation, cellular component: transcription factor TFIIA complex. Lineage: Eukaryota; Fungi; Ascomycota; Eurotiomycetes; Eurotiales; Aspergillaceae. Gene Ontology annotation, biological process: transcription initiation at RNA polymerase II promoter; RNA polymerase II preinitiation complex assembly. Gene Ontology annotation, molecular function: RNA polymerase II general transcription initiation factor activity; TBP-class protein binding. The record is from RefSeq and is a predicted model, not a curated record. The transcript has 3 exons. Bases 1 to 336 code for a protein of 111 amino acids.
AUGAGCGCCCAGGCAUACUACGAGCUCUAUCGCGGGAGCAGCCUCGGACUCUCCCUGACCGAUACCCUCGAUGACCUGAUCAACGAAGGACGGAUCGAGCCUCAGCUCGCCAUGAAGAUCCUCUCAACUUUCGAUCGCGUGAUCACAGAAGUGCUGGCGGACAAAGUGCGCGCUCGUCUGACCUUCAAGGGACACCUCGAUACCUACCGAUUCUGCGAUGAAGUGUGGACAUUCCUGAUCAAGGAUGUUACGUUCAAACUUGAUAACCAGACUACGGUCUCCGCGGAUAAGGUGAAGAUUGUGAGCUGCAAUAGCAAGAGGCCUGGCGAAGCGUAAGGGUGAUGCGAUAUUUACUUUGCGUCAUCGGUUGAUGCUCUCGUCACCUCACUUGCUUACUUCGCUUUUCUUCUCCUUCAGCCACUUUUCUUGAUAGGCGUUGUUCGUUCACUUUUUCGCUUCUCAUGUGGAUUACUCUUUCUGCCAGGGCCAUGGCAAGUUGCUCGAUAUGGGGCUUUAUCAUAUUUUCGGCGUUUCGCGUUAGCAUACGAGGCUGUAUUAUGGAUUUGCUAUGGUGAUACUAGAAUAGAUUGAAAUCAGAUACCCGCUACACCAUAUG